AUGCACGUUCUUAUCGUCGGUGGGGGCCUUGGUGGUCUUGCCUUGGCCCAAUGUCUUCGCAAGCAGGGCAUCUCAUUUGAGAUCUUUGAGCGCGACGCAGAUGAGAAUUCGCGUUUCCAAGGAUGGGCCAUUGCUCUGCACUCUAUCCUCGAUGAGCUGGCAGAAGCGUUUCCAGAUGAUGUACCCGGGCUGGCCGAGUCCACAAACCAUCUCCUCCCUCUGAAGCUCAAUGCUCAGAUUGGACUAUACUUUCCCGGCAGAGAUGAUCGACUCGGUGUUGAGGACACGCCGGAAAUGCCGAUUGUACGCGCAGAACGCAUGCGCCUGCGGAGAACUCUUGCGACCAAUUUACCUAUCCAAUGGGGCAAGCGUGUAAGCCGCAUCGUCCACGAUGAUCAUGGCGUCGAGGCCUUCUUUGAAGAUGGGACGAGCGCCAAGGGAGACAUUCUCGUUGGAGCCGAUGGAAUCAACAGUUCUGUGCGAACACACCUAUUGGGAAAGCCAGGUAGCGAACUCUUGAAGAUUGUGGACCUGGCUGCUAUUGUCGGCGAGGUCACAUUGGAGGGCGGCGCAUUCAAACGCCAACUGGAGCUCGGCCACAGCGCCUACAUCUACCAAGAUCCUCGACUUGGCUUCAUGAACUUCUGCGGGCUUCACCACACGCUGCCGAAUGGAAUCUCAGGCCGCCAUUACUGGAWGUUCAUGCAGCCAGAUACUGAAAUCGCGAAGCCAGAUCAUUGGCUCCAAACCGCAACGCAGCAAGAGAAGCUCGAUCACGUCUUGAAGGCCGCCUCUGUAAUGCCACCCAAGUUCCGGGAGCUGUUCGAACUGACUCCGGCGUCUGGGAUCAAGAAAGAGCCGCACUUGUGGAAGGUUUUGGAGAUGGACAACGAGAUUGGCACACUCCCUGCCGAGCGUGUCAUCAUCAUCGGCGAUGCGGUUCAUCCCAUGACUCCCUUCCGUGGCGAGGGUGGAUACCACACGCUCGUCGACGCGAUGCUGCUGUCAAGGACGCUGGGCAAGGUCCAGGGCCAGGACUUUGCAACCAUGAAGGCGGCAAUUGCCGACUUCAACGCCGAAAUGGUCGAGCGUGGGUCUGAUGCGGUGAGGACCUCGCGAAGCGUGCAGUCUUCCCAGAAGAGCAAGGAAGGACAGUCGAAGUAUGUAUCUGCCAGGCAAGACGCGAAGCCCUUGCCAUGGGAGAACAUUGAGCUGGUCGAGAUCAAGGCCUAG
Messenger RNA from Ramularia collo-cygni, 1233 nucleotides. Its product is annotated as related to salicylate 1-monooxygenase (flavoprotein monooxygenase). Gene Ontology annotation, molecular function: FAD binding. Bases 1 to 1233 code for a protein of 410 amino acids. The transcript is spliced from 4 exons. NCBI's taxonomy places the organism in Eukaryota, Fungi, Ascomycota, Dothideomycetes, Mycosphaerellales, Mycosphaerellaceae. The record is from RefSeq and is a predicted model, not a curated record.